Messenger RNA from Chlamydomonas reinhardtii, 3661 nucleotides. RefSeq lists its product as uncharacterized. The transcript has 18 exons. NCBI's taxonomy places the organism in Eukaryota, Viridiplantae, Chlorophyta, Chlorophyceae, Chlamydomonadales, Chlamydomonadaceae. The record is from RefSeq and is a predicted model, not a curated record. Gene Ontology annotation, cellular component: membrane. Gene Ontology annotation, biological process: fatty acid biosynthetic process. Bases 520 to 2601 code for a protein of 693 amino acids. Gene Ontology annotation, molecular function: acyltransferase activity, transferring groups other than amino-acyl groups.
CCCCGAAAGCCUCCCUCCCGCUCCUUAUCCAUUCAAAGCCUUACCAAAACCCUGGCGAGGCACAUGUCGUAGAUGCCGCCGGUAGCGGUUGGGUGAUUGAUUGGAACCGACGCCUUUUUUUGCAGCGGCAGAUCAGCAGCGACUUCCUUGGCAAUCUUGGGCUGGGCGGCGAGGAAGGCUAGGCGCGAGACUCGAUGCAACGCCUCUUUCGCGAUCGAUGCUCCCACACAAAAUGUUUGCAGGGCGCCAGAAAGCUGUAUCAAACCACCACUACUCGGCUCAGCUCCAGCUCGCAUUAGGGAACGCACCUGGGCGCCACAAGUCAAAGGCUUGAGUAGCGCGGGCAACACACCGCGCCGAAGCCGCGGCCUUGCCUUGGACUCUGUUGCGCGGUCUCCUCGCCGCGACGCAGCGCUUGGAGCACCGUGUGUGGCUUAUAGACUUAGCGCCGUCUACAACGCAGUGAGCUAGGCGAAAACAGCGUCGCUGCUGCCGGGCUCGGGCUCGGCGGGUCGCAUAAUGGCACCUCCUGUAUUGCUUUACGACCUGCACGUCUACAAGCCGCCGGCAGAGUUCAAGGUGGACCAGUCGGCCAUCGUGCAGCUGUGGCGGGACACGCAGCGCUACAGCCCUGAGGAAAUCGACUUCCAGGAGCGCGUGUUCGCGCGGAGCGGCCUGGCGCCGUGCGGCACACACCUCCCGCCCAACCUCAACCCCGCAUGCGUGGGCAACGACGCCGCCACUGACCUCGACUCCGCCGCCGCCGAGUGCCGACUGGCGGUGUGCGGCGCGGUGGAGGGGCUGCUGGAAAAGACUGGCCUGCGGCCCAAGGACAUCGACAUCCUGGUCACCACCUGCUCCAUCUACUGCCCCACGCCCUCCAUGGCUUCCAUGGUGGUCAACGCCUUCGGCAUGCGCAAGGACGUCCAGGCCUACCACCUGGGCGGCAUGGGCUGCGCCAACGGCGUCGUGGGCAUCAACCUGGUGGCCGACCUGCUCAAGACUGGCCUGCGGCCCAAGGACAUCGACAUCCUGGUCACCACCUGCUCCAUCUACUGCCCCACGCCCUCCAUGGCUUCCAUGGUGGUCAACGCCUUCGGCAUGCGCAAGGACGUCCAGGCCUACCACCUGGGCGGCAUGGGCUGCGCCAACGGCGUCGUGGGCAUCAACCUGGUGGCCGACCUGCUCAAGGCCCACCCCAACAGCACCGCCCUGUUCGUCUGCACCGAGACCACCACACCCGCCUACUACCGAGGCAAUGAAAGGCACCGGCUGGUGACCAACCUGCUGUUCCGCAUGGGCGGCGCCGCCGUGUGCCUCACCAACAAGCCCGGCCUGCGGGCGCGAGCCAAGUACGAGCUGCUUCACCGAGUGCGUGUGCACUGCGGCCAGAGCGACCAGGCGCUCAGCGCCAUCCACUACGGCCCGGACGCUGCGGGCCACAACGGCAUCUUCCUGGGCAAGAACGUGGUCAGCCAGGCCAGCAGGGCGCUGGGGCUGGCCAUGACGCAGGUGGCCCCUCGUAUCCUCACCUGGAGCCAGUUGGCGGCGGCCGCACUGCACAUGCUCCAGCAGCGCCGCCGCCGCGUUGCCGUGGGCGGCGCCGCCAGCCACCGGGAUGGCAGUAGCAGCAGCAGCGGCAGUGGCAGCGGCAGUAGCAGCAGCGGCAGCAGUAGCAGCACUCAUGGCGCCCCACCAGUGGCGUCGGCUGCAUCAGCCAAGCAGGCGGGCGCGGCGACGCAACCGCCCGCGGCUACUGCCAGCCUCGGUCCGUUGCGAACGCCGUCGUCGGAGCGCGACGGCAGUAGCUGCGGCUCGGGCGGCAGUAGCAGCGGCGGCAGCAGCGAUGAGGGGGGCGACGGCGGCAGCUCCAGUCCCACCAGCAGCACCAGCGUGCCGCAGUCUCGCCCGAGUGACGAGCAGCGCUCGGCCUCACCGAGCACUGCUGCGUGUGCUACUGCCGGUGCUGCAGCAGCAGCCGCUACUGCUACUGCGGGUGCUGCGGCCGCCGAUGGCUCCAACAAGCAGCAGCAACAGCAACAGCAACAGAAGCAGGGCCCCCAGGAGGCCUCUCAGGGUUCAGACCAACACCAACACCAGCACCAGCACCAGUACCGGCCCAACUUCCAGCACUCCACCUGCCGCCACUUCCUGCUGCACGCCGGCGGCGCUAAGGUGCUGGACGGGCUGGGGGAGGCGCUGCAGCUGGAUGCCAGCCGCCUGGGCCCCAGCCGCGCCGUACUGCACGACUACGGCAACGUCAGCAGCAGCACGACCUGGUACACCCUGGCGCACGUGGAGACGGUGGGCGGCGUGCGGCGCGGCGAGCGGGUGCUGCAGGUGGGCGUGGGCAGCGGCAUCAAGUGCGGCGUCAACGUGUGGAAGGCGCUGCGCGACGUGCGCGAGGUGCACCCCGCCUGGGAGCACCGCCUGCCGCCCGCCGAGACCACCGCGCUGCGGCUGGCGGCGUCGGUGGACCUGCGCGGGCUGGGCAGCAGGCACGUGGCGGGGCGGGCGCUGUUCGCGGUGGUGAUGGUGCUGGCGGCGGCGCUGAUGCACGCCGUGAUGCUGAGGCUGGCGGCGGCGGGGCUGGCGGUGUGAGGGAGAGCCGGAGGGGGUUUGGGUUUGGGUUUGGGUGUGUGGGUAUGGUGGGGAAGUGGGUGGGGGUGGGGGCGUGGUUGGGGUGGGGGGCGGGGCAGGGUGUGUGGUGGUAGGUGGGGAAGAUUGGGAGGUUGGACUAGGGGGGGUUGGAAGGUGUAUGAAAGGCGGCAGCGGAGGGCAGGGGAUGGGGCGCACGGAAGGGUGAUUGAUGAUGGCGGGUGGUGGUGGGUGGUGGUGUGGCGGGAGCUGGAGGCGAAUGGACGGACAGUGUAUUACUCAGGGGCUGGUGUGAUGUGGAGGCGGUGUUGAGUUGAGGUCGUUGACCUGAUCCCACUGAUUGUUGACCGGCCGUGGAUUCGGAACGGAGCAGCGUGGGCCAACGCACACCACGCACAUGCGCCUGCGGUUGACAGUUGGCGCAGGACGCACAGUUGGGGCAGGAGGAGGGGACCGUGUUGGACAAAUGAAGAAUCUUGGAUGGUGGAGGUGGGCAGGACUAUGUUGAGGACGGUAAGGGACGCGCUUCUCUUAGUUGGCCUUUCAAUUUAAGAUGGGCAUGGCGGCCGGGUGGGGGAGGCACGAUGAAUUUGGGCUGAAGCUGCUGUGUCCCCACCUGUCCGUGAUGCUUGGCUGCAAUGUGAUGAUGAGGGGCGGCAACAGAAUGGCACUCGCAACACACCGUGGCAUUGCUUGGACACCCAACGUAUGCGGCAAUCCCACUUGCCUCCUAGGGAGAAGCGCGGCGAUGGCAAGUGCGCAAAGUGUUGGGGUGUCCGUUGUUGCUGACAUGUUGGAUUGUUGGUGCCAUAUAAGGUGCAAUGAGACACAGCCGCCAGAGGUGGAAUGACGUCAGUGCCGAGAGGGAUACCGGCGAGGCGGGCUAGGGGCAAGUGCAUUCCAGUGAAUUCGAAGCAUGAGCAGGCACAGGGGGCACUCCCCCGAGGGGGCCUAUGGCCUAGCACCCUUGGUUCUACUGCGGCGGAUUUGUUGAUUUCAUCGUUGCACGUCGUCGCGCUGCUACGCAUGCCACUGCUGGCACCUGGAGAGCGCUGGCAGAAUA